AUGGCCCCUUACAACCCCGGUGAUAUCGUGCUUUCGAAACUGGGAAGUUUCCCGCCCUGGCCGGCUAUCGUGUUUCCGGAAGAUGCGCUACCUCCUGAGGUGCUGAAGUCAAAGCCCAAGAAGGGCAGAACGUGGCCAGUGUGCUACUUUGCUGAGGCCACCUUCAACUGGGACUCGGAGCGUACGUUGAGUCCGUUAACGACCGAAAUGUGCCAUUCGUUCUUGAAAAAGUCGAGUGGGAAGAAAGCCAAGCGGUUGGUGAUGGCUUACGAAAUCGCACUCGAAAACCCUUCGUUGGACGAAAUAAUUGGAAGUCUGAAUAUUGAUGCUGAAGAGUCUUCGAAAGCGAAGCCAAAACAAGAACCUCAGAUCGUUGCAUCCAAUUCGCCCAGAAAGAAAAAAACAGAUUCUAAUAAGUCUAGCAAGUCUUCUACGCCUCAACCCAAACGAUCCUAUACCGAUGCCGAGAAGGAAACUCUGGCUAAAUCGUACCGUGCAAAGCUCCAAAAGGGAUUGGUGAUCCGUGAAACACAGCCUUCAAUUGAGGAGCUCCAACACUGUUCGAGUGUGCUGUCUCAUCUCGAAGAAUUUCAGGCCACCAUAGGCGUAUCUCUGGAAUUGCUCAAGACCUCCAAACUGCACAAGGUAUUGAAGGCUAUCAUCAAGAUCCCCAAACUCGAACGACCAGAAGACUUCCAGUUUCAUAAGAGAUGUGAAAAGCUGCUGUCAGAUUGGACGGAUCUGAUAUCUGCGAUUAAAAAUGAAAAGGUGCCUGAAUAUGGCAUCAAGCCAGAGGCUGCUGAGACUACCAGGUCUGAAAAAUAA
Molecule: messenger RNA, 825 nt
Organism: Kuraishia capsulata CBS 1993
Lineage: Eukaryota; Fungi; Ascomycota; Pichiomycetes; Pichiales; Pichiaceae
Exons: 1
Coding region: 1-825 (274 amino acids)
Source: RefSeq, a predicted model, not a curated record